CCCACAAGGCGCAGAGCGACAUGAACGCGGAUGCCGACGGUCAAGGCGGCGCUGUGCUCCCUGCGCAGUCUCGAGAGGGCAGUCCCGUGGCGUGUGACUUCGUCCCAUCGGUGCUGGGGACGCGAGAGCAUUGGGAUGCUGUUUAUGAGAGAGAACUGAGAACAUUCCAAGAAUAUGGAGAUACAGGAGAAAUCUGGUUUGGGGAAGAGAGUAUGAACCGACUUAUAAGGUGGAUGCAGAAACACAAGAUCCCAUUGGAUGCCUCAGUGCUUGAUAUUGGAACUGGAAAUGGUGUUUUCCUGGUUGAACUUGUGAAACAUGGUUUCUCUAAUGUAACUGGGAUUGAUUAUUCUCCUUCUGCAAUUAAGCUUUCUUCAAGCAUUCUAGAGAAGGAAGGACUAUCUAACAUUAACUUGAAGGUAGAAGACUUUUUGAAUCUUUCCACAAAGCUGUCUGGAUUUCAUGUUUGUGUUGACAAAGGGACUUUCGAUGCCAUAAGUCUUAAUCCUGACAAUGCAGUUGAGAAGAGGAAGCAAUAUGUGAUGUCUCUCUCCAGGGUGUUGGAAGUAAAAGGCUUUUUUCUAAUAACCUCCUGUAAUUGGACCAAGGCAGAGUUGCUAGAUGUGUUCAGUGAAGGAUUUGAGCUUUUUGAAGAGCUACCAACACCCAAGUUCAGCUUUGGAGGUAGAUCUGGAAACACUGUAGCAGCUUUGGUUUUUCAAAAAAGUGAGACUUCCUUGGACAAAGUCAGUUAGCUUUCUAGAAGAAACUGUACAGCACAGUGAACCCGAUAGAGAAGGGGCAAGUACGAGUAGUGCUUAGUAAGUACUUAGGAAGCACCAGGGCUGCGCAGAUUGAGUACAGGUAAUGGGGUGGUGGGAAACCACAAGCAUGGGAAUCACUAUUCAGAUAUCAACUAAGAAUAACUUAAAAUUGUAUUUUGUAUUUGACAUAUAAAUAUUUUUCUUGUAUUUUAUAGCAGUUUUCUGUAACUAUUAAACAGUUGAAAGCCUCAAGGCAGUAUGAAUUUACAGGAAGCAUAUAUUCUUGUUUUUUUGUGUGUUUAUAAAAGUAGAAUUGAAAAUGACUUUUAUGAAGAUUCGACCAAGCUCUUUCAAGACCAGAAUAGUUAAGAAUUUUCUUAUGUGUAAUAGACUAUGAAGUAUGUUAAGCAAUGCCAUUUUGUGAUGAUAACUUGGAGAGCUCCCUGAUUGUCAUGUUAUUAAGCAAAAUCAGAGAAAUUGAUGAAAUAUUUUUAUUUACUUAUUUAUUUUUGAGACAGUGUCUCGCGGUGUAGCUCUGGUUGUCCUAGAACUCAGAGAUCCACCAGCCUCUCCCUCCCCAGUGCUGAGAUUAAAGGUGUGAGUCACCACACUGGUAACUUUACCCUGUGGAGGAGAGAUGGGUAGUUUAAGGAGAUAGAAUAGUUCCAUGUUAACUAAUGAUGUUUUAUUAAAUCAUUGAGUCCUCCAGGUAUUUUCCCAAGGUUUUACUUGUUUAUGCAUAGGAGAGCUGCAGCCAAGAGUGAAGACACUUUUAAUGAUUCCUUUUUAUUUUUUUUACAUCCAUUGGUGUUUUGCUUGCAUGUAUGUCUGUGUGAGAGUGUCAGAUCCCCAGGAACUGGAGUUGCAGACAGUUGUGAGCUACCAUGUGAAUGCUUGGAAUUGAACUAGGAUCCUCUGGAAGAGCAGCUAGUGUUCUUUACCUCUGAACCAUCUUUUCAGCCACCCCCCAUAUUCUUAAUUUAAAAAGAAUUAUUUAAUGUGCAUUGGUGGUUUUGCCUGCAUAUAUGUAUGAGGGUAUCAGGUCUUGGAGUUAUAGACAGUUGUGAGUUUCCAUGUGGGUGCUGGGAAUUGAACCCAAGUCCUCUGGAUGAGGGCCAGUGUUCUUAACUGUUGAGCCAUCUCUCCAGCCCCUAAGUGAAGACACUUUUGCGAGGCCAGAUAGUACCUGGUGAAGCCAAGAUUCAUAGUUGGGUUUGGCUGACUUUAGAAUUCUUUUUCUAACAUAGUCUACUCCCAGGUGCUAAAUCUUUGUCUUUAUAGUAUCUAAGUCAGUGCUACAUACAAAAUUCAGGUGGACUCUUUUAGGAGCUGUGUAGCCCUUUGUUAGUGUUGAUCACUAACAACUGACUGACUAGUACUGGACUGUGGACUUUGAGAAUAGUGAGUUAGUCACCUGAGUCUCAUGACAUCCAUUAUUACUCUUUACUAUCUCUAUUUGUUUUUGAGGGACUGUCCUUUCCCAGGAACUGAAUUUUAUGCAAGGCAUGACACACCUGUAGUCUUAGCACUCAAGAGGCUAAGGUAGGAGGAGAAACUGGAGUUAAAAGGCUGGACUACACAGUGAAACCCCUUCUCAAAAAAAAAAAAAUUGCCAUGUCAACAUGAAGCCCUGAGUUCAGACCCCUUGCACCUGUGUAAAGUGCUGUGUGCGCAGUAUUGCUUAUGAUCUCAGUGCUGCUGAGCAGAGACCAGAGACCCUGAGGCGUGAUGGCCAGGCAGCCUAAGUGAAUCCGUUGGCUCCAGGUUCACUGACAAUAAAAUAAAUUCAUAAAAUAAGUCAUAAAUCAUAAAUUAAUAAAAUAAGUUCACAAAAAAUAAAGUUGAGGACAACUGAGAAAGAUUCCUUGUUUCGCAUUCAGGGUAGUGCCGGCACCUAAAGCAACUGCUGUCCCGACUGGCAUUGCAACUCCGCACCUACCAGCAGCAGUUCUGAUGCCUCACAGCCAGCUGGGAUAUCCAUUCCUCAGGCACCGGCUCUCUUAUGGCUUGAUCUAAACUCUUGAUCUAAAUCUCUGUUCUAAAGAACUCAGGAUUCAGUUUGUGGAGAAGUCCUGCUAGCUCAGAGAGACUGAGUAGCAAGUAGCUAAACUCCUCUCCUUCUUCAGGUCUCCUGAUAAAGGGCCAUCCUUCUGCUCAGCCCCCACCAAAGAACCCUCACUACACUUAGUUAACCAGGUUAAUUUUAUUUAAUCAAACAAAUGUGACAUAUCUGUGCAUCGUUUACAAAGGCAGAAGCAAAUAUAACACACCUUUAUAACUGAUAUUCCACAACAUACAUACCCGUGUGCAGUGCACACGUGCAAGCAUCCACACACAAAAGAAAAAUGAAAACUGAGUUUUGUCAUUUAUCUUUCUGUGCAAGGGGAUUGUCAGUUGUGUGAACUAAGAGGGAGAUAGAGACGAGGUACUCUUUCUAAGAGCUGGUUUAUCUGGAGGGCAUUUAUAUAUUGAAAAAGAUAAAGUGUAUGUAUCGUCUAUAUAUCUAGUAUUUAAGGAAACGGUAUUUGGGAUAAUAUUUUAGUAUUGAGUCUUAGUAUUUUUUUUUUUAAUUAUGUAAUUUUGGGAGUACUGGAAAGCAGUUAAGAGCACUUGUUGCUCCUGCAGAGUACCUGGGUUUUUUUUUUUUUUUUGGAUUUUCGAGACAGGGUUUCUCUGUAGCUCUUUUGGUUCCUGUCCUGGAACUAGCUCUUCUAGACCAGGCUGGUCUCGAACUCACAGAGAUCCGCCUGCCUUUGCCUCCCGAGUGCUGGGAUUAAAGGCAUGCGCCACCAACGCCCGGUUGAGUACCUGGGUUUUUACCCAAAACUCACGUGGUUCACACCAUCUGUUACUCCAGUUUGUAGGGGUCCAAUAUCUUCUCUUCUGGCCUCCUUGCACACCAGACAGGCAUGUAGUGUGCAAGCAUUCAUGUAGACAAAAUAUGCAUAUGUAAAAUAAAUUUUUAAAAGUUAUAUAACUUUUGAUGAUUUUCAGCUUUUUGGGAAUAUUGGAUUUCAAAACAUUUUUUUAAAUGGUAAAUAUUCUUUUAGUAUUUAGCCUACCUAGUUCAGCAUUAUAUGGUUUUUGUUCUGAGGGGUAGAGGAGGAGGACAAGCCUGUAACUUCUGUCAGCUUGACCAUUAAGGCUAUGAGUUCUCUUUUCAAUAUUUGGAGACAAUUAUAUAGACUUUGAAUAAAAAAUAUUGAUUUUGGAAUAGCUUUUAUUUUAGAAUGCAAAAUGUGAGAAAUUACUUUAAAAUAUGUACAAUUUAAGCUUUUAGAAAUUUUUUUUUAUGAGAUAUGGGAUCUUUUUAGUGUGCACUAACACACACAUGCAAGUACAUAGGCUACACAUGUGGAAGCCAAAGGAAGACUUUGAGUAUCUUUUUGUUGUUAUUUUUUUGGGACAAGAUCUCUCUACUUAGUCCUGGCUGUCUUAGAACUCACUUUGUAGACCAGGCUUUGAGCUCAGAUCCACUUGCCCCUGCCUCCUGAUCAGGUGCUGGGAUUAAAGGCGAGCGCCACCACACCCAGCCCAAGUAUCUUCUUAUAUUGCUGCUUUAUAUUGUCUUCCUUAUUUCCUUGGGGCAGGGUCUCCUACUGAACCUGAAGCUCAGUGUUUGAACUAGGUAGCUGGCCAGCAACCUCCAAGGACAUGCUUGUUUGCGUCUGCCAGCUCUGGAGCAUACACCCAUGGCUAACUUUUCCAUAGGUGUUGGGGAUUCAAGUUCACGCUUGCACAGCAUGCCUUCCCUAGGCAGAGGUCUUUAAACUGUAGAGUUGUAUUGUUUUAUAAUUUAUUGAGAUGGGUUUUAUUUUUUUAUAAAUAAAAGGUAUUCCAAAAUUGCCUUUGGUUUAAAAAAUAACAUUACUCUACAUGGUAAGUUCCAAUCGAGCUGGGACUAUUUAGUGAGAACUUGUCUAAAAUAAAUAAUUAAAUACAUAGAAGUAAGUACUCUUAGAAUUUUAAGAGGGUAAAUCUGAAGCAUAUACUAAGUAUCAGUCCAGUAGAUCACUUUCUGUUUGAGCACCUUGGCUCACAGUUAGCGUGGGAUGUGUCUGUUGUUGUUGAUUGAGUCCCUUUGUGGGGCAUGUUUGUUCUGUUUGCAAAGGUAGAGGUUUUUUCUUUUUUUUCUUUUUUUUAAAUAUUUAUUUAUUUAUUUAUUAUGUAUACAAUAUUCUUUCUGCGUGUAUGCCUGACGGCCAGAAGAGGGCACCAGACCUCAUUACAGAUGGUUGUGAGCCUCCAUGUGGUUGCUGGGAAUUCAACUCAGGACCUUUGAAAGAGCAGGCAAUGGCCGGGCGGUGGUGGCGCACGCCUUUAAUCCCAGCACUCGGGAGGCAGAGACAGGCGGAUCUCUGUGAGUUCGAGACCAGCCUGGUCUACAAGAGCUAGUUCCAGGACAGACUCCAAAACCACAGAGAAACCCUGUCUCAAAAAACCAAAAAAAAAAAA
This is a messenger RNA of Chionomys nivalis (European snow vole), 5219 nucleotides long. RefSeq names its product EEF1A lysine methyltransferase 2 (gene Eef1akmt2). Gene Ontology annotation, biological process: peptidyl-lysine monomethylation; peptidyl-lysine dimethylation. The coding region runs from base 21 to 755 and encodes 244 amino acids. Gene Ontology annotation, cellular component: cytoplasm. The transcript has 6 exons. Gene Ontology annotation, molecular function: protein-lysine N-methyltransferase activity. NCBI's taxonomy places the organism in Eukaryota, Metazoa, Chordata, Mammalia, Rodentia, Cricetidae. The record is from RefSeq and is a predicted model, not a curated record.